This is a messenger RNA of Toxoplasma gondii ME49, 5766 nucleotides long. RefSeq lists its product as hypothetical. The record is from RefSeq and is a predicted model, not a curated record. The transcript is spliced from 4 exons. Lineage: Eukaryota; Apicomplexa; Conoidasida; Eucoccidiorida; Sarcocystidae. Bases 1596 to 4856 code for a protein of 1086 amino acids.
UGCUUCGUAGACGUCUGACACGGUGCUUCUGCUCGUAGACCUCACUGUUUUGUCGUUCACAUUGCUGUUCGGUCGAUUUCAGCAACUUGGACGUUGGCAAAGUCCUCCCGUUCGCCGUCGGCUGUCAUGGUGCAGCGCAGAUCCAGGCAGGAGACGCCGUCGCGUAUCAUCGGGUCUUUCACCCGUGGCGCCGAGUUUCCAGAUCCGGAAAAACUCCGGUCGUUUUCGGAUCCUGAGAAUCGACAGCUGGUGUGUUGUGGCUUGCCUGUUUGGAGAAAGGACCAGCGUUCAAACAGGGUGUGGCGGGGCAGUUUUUCUGUCUGUUUAACAGCAACCGGGGAAGAAAGCCGUUGCUUAGGUUGUCAACUCGCCUGCUUUUUUUUUCUGGGAGCGACCUCAGCCGGGAUCAAGGUUGGAGAGCGAUGAGUCUGCCAAUGGGACAAGUCUUGAAACUUCUGUGCGAAAAACUCUUUUCCUUUGUGGUUACUCGGCAUUCAAUACGACAUUUGGACUACUUCUCGGGGGUGCCCUACUCUCUUCUUCCUUUUCUUUCACCAGUCGGCGGCGAUCUGAAGAGGCGUCGCAAACAUGGGAGAACCUCUGCUCGUUUCCUACACUUUUUUUGACAUUCUGCUUGUGGAGAUGCGCCAGGCAUAGAUUACGGCAGUCUCCGUGCGUCUGUCUCGUCUUGCCCCUCUGCCUUCUUUAAGAAUGAAUCACGGCUCUGGCGGGGUGAGCUAAAGAGCCUGUCGAGCAAGUUAGUAAAAUGCCGUUCAUGUGAAGAACCUGAUUGAAAAACACGCGACCGCGGGGAUACAUUGCAUUUGUUUCGGAGCUGCUAGAUCCUUCUGCUGUUCUGAUGAAUACGAUUAACAACAUAGGAGGCUGAACUUGACCCCUUUUAGCAGCCUUAAGCAGUCCACAGGGAUGGUGGCGUGCAGCUGUCAUACAGAACUGGAGUGUCUGUAUCUCGUAGCUGAAGUCGUUUGCACUAUCUUAGAAAUCAUAGCGCCAGCCAUCGUAGAGAACUGGGUUGUCGCUACCUCACAAUUGGAGCCCUGUAUUGCAUGCUUGGUACGACAAUACCAUAUCUACUAGAGAACUUGGUUCUGUGUUUUUCGUGAUUCAUCUUGACAGGUGCUACUCGUUUUUGGGUUUCGUCUCCUAAAGGGAUGCCAGCGGUGACGCUGCCAGCCAGGCACUGUCAGCAGGGCAACACCCGUCUGUCGUUUUCUUUCCCUGUUUCUCGCUCUGGAUGAUUCACGAGUUUCUGUGUUUCUUUCCUCUCCCUCUCUCUCAUUCUUAGUUAGUUCACUUUCGCCGUUCACCUGUCUCACGCCACAGAAACAUGUCCCCCAUUUCUUCUCGACUUCUUGAUUUUGAGUGAACCGAAGGAAGAACCGUCUGCUCACGUACGCUUUUCGUCUGUCUCUGCUUGCCCCGUAGUUUCUCCUCGCAAUCUGCCUCGCCCGUGGAGUUAGUUUCCGUCCUAUGUGGCGACAGACGCUGGUUUACCAGCCCCGCCUGGCCAUCAAGCCUCAGCAGAAACCGACUCUUUGUAUCCCUAGUCCCUCCGGCUUCUUUUGGUGGGGACAAUGGCGAUCCUCCGUCUUUCCUUCGUGUUCUCUCUCUCGUUGCUCAUCGCUCUGUAUUCGGUGUGGCAGCAUAUGCUGCAUGCACGGGCGUCCAAGCCAGCCGUGUUGAGGAAGCUGCCUGGCGCGAGUGAGCUCCUCCGAUCUCUUUCGGGUUCGAGUAUCUCUGCGUGGAGGCGCGUCCGCGCUGUGUUUCACGAAACGCUCGUUUUGACAGAUGUCGACGACACACUGUGGUCCUCGGGGGCCUGGCGGUUGGGGGGGAAGACUCUCGGGGGAGUUGACGAGGACCUCUCUAGGGGUCAAACGUACCCCGGUAUAGGGGCUCUCUACUUCCUUCUUUCUGCAGGACCGCACGUGACAGCAGCUCCUGUCAACAAGUUCCUGCCGACUUGUCCGGUGCCCCUCGUCUCCCCGCUGUUCGAGACCUGCCAAGUGGGAGACGCGCGGAGGUCGCUGGCCGGAGCAACCGGCCGAGUCACAGACACUUGGGUGUUUGGAGGCGGGGAAAGAGCGAAGGAAUUGCAGGACUCUCGGAGGAAGCCUGCAGAGAAGAGACCGCUGCUCCCGCCUCGCGUUGGGCUACUGACAGCCCGGGCGUCCAGUGCAGCCAUGAGAUCUUUCACGCGAUCCCCGUCGUUCUACGCGGCCGUCACCGCCGCACUCAUUCAUGGAGCAAGACAGAUCUACGGCCCCGGAGUCGACGACUGGGGACGCGUGCGUUUUGAGAAUAACAUGGAACUUCUUCGAGAUGUGAUUGGCGGCCAACACUCGCGAGGCCGGGGGAAAGUCAGUGGCUUCAAGGAGGCCCUCGAAAGGUUUCCUAAACAAACGCCAGUCUUUGUCGGAGACUCUGGCGAACGAGACGUCGAAGCGGCAGCGGGGAUGGCUCUCUUUGCACAGGAGAAACUCGCAGCCGUCUUCGUCCAUGUCGUCUUCAGUAAUUGGGAAAAUGAAAAUCCGGAUGAGAUCGAGCAAGCAAUCGCGGCUCCGAGAGCUACUCCUUUCAACCUCAGAUUCAACAAUCGGCGGAUUCCAGCCCUGCAGCUGGCAUACGACGUCCAGGCGAACUUGCAUCCCAGCGAUCCGAAACCAGAAAGUUUCGCGGCGCUUUCAGACACACAUUUAUAUUCUGCAGGCAUGCGCGUGGCGAGUGUCAUGAAGCCGCUCAUGAUUGCGUACGGCCACCAGAGCCGGCGGCAAAGGGCGAAGCCUACGGAGAGACACGACAGGAGGACGAACAAGGAUGAGGAAGGCAUUGGAGACAUUGUGGCGCUUCCUAUCUUUUUCCUCAAAUUUCGGGAUUUGACUGUGAAACGAAGUAUGUCGGUUAGGCGGCAAACGACUUCAAACCCGUUCAGGAAGCUGUACUCCCACCUCUCCACGGGGUUGAAAAACAGUGUCUCCAAGGUGGUCGACCUAUGGGCUGAGGAAGAACAACUCCGCAGCUAUACGGACCUUCGCACAGUUCCCGCUGACGAGUUAGGCGUCAGUAGCGAUCCAGGCGUUCCGUUCAUCCCGUACAGAACGGCAUUGGGGGCUGGUAUAUCGGCGUUCAUUCUCGAAAUGAUUACGUUCCAAGAUUUAAUCAACUUGGCGGUGUCUUCGAUCCGAGACUUCCGGUCCCUAGGCCCGCCUCAGUCGUGCGCCCAGCAGCAGGGUUUGGAGGAUUUGUAUUUUGACCUGAGGUACAUGCUGGAGGUCACCGGGGAGGCCUUGCAGUCGGUACAUGUGGAGAAUCGAGCGAUUUUCGAAGACGGGGUCGCGGCGAUGCGAACCUUUCACACCAAAGCUGUCGACGCAUGCAUCCCAUCGGGUCCGGCCGAGCCCUGGACUGUGGGCGAAGAAAUCGGCGCCUGUCUCGCGCUGUUCCGAACUCCGCGGGCAGCUGCGAGCCCCCCCAGGGACCCCACAGACAGCCUCCCAGAGGCGGCAGGCUUAGGCGACAUCCCGCAUGCGGUUCUGCCGCUUGCGCGAGUGGUGUGCACUUUCGUGGAUCAACUGAAGCACUGGCGAAGCGCGGGUGCUGACGAGACUGAGGUAUUGAGUUUGGAAUUCUCAGUCGCGUUGAAUGAAGCGGUGGACAUGAGCAACAGACCGUUCGGCAUCGGCGGACAGCCAGUGACGAGUCUAGCCAACCUCUCUGGAGACAGCACCUCCCGCGAAGUUCCAAGGCCCUCUGGAACUUUGCGUAUGGAAUCACUUCCCAUGUCUCCGCUACGCGACGCGGACGUCGCGUCUGUGUUUCCUCGAUCGCUGCGUUCUCGCCCAACGUCUGGCACCGUGAAUCUUUCGUUGCCAAUACCACCUGGCUCGCCGGGAAACUCUUCGUUUCCUCAGGUCUCCCUCACGGGUCAGCCUGGUGAUGAGGCAGAUGCAAGGCCAUCUGGACGAGGCAACGAGUCCAACUUCGUUUCUUCGUCGGGAUUCUCGCCGCUGUCCGCCACCUCUCCCGCCUCAGACCCCGCACCGAUGUCCCCGGAUCGGGCGCAUCUCUAUUGGACAAAAGAGGCAGAACGUCAAAACGUCGAACGCCGAAGUUCCGGAGCUAUCGCGACAUCAACUCAAGCCCCGGCUGCAUCUCGGGAUCUACCGGACUCACUGCAGAUAGAAGGAACGGUAGAUUCUCCUUCGUCGUUCCAGAGUCGAGGCGCCUCCGCAGAUCGUCAGAGGCCUCAGGGUCGGAUCGAGGACGGCGCCUUUGCUUCUCCGUUCUUGCCUGGCCUGUCGACUACGGCAGGGCCAUCGGGACAGGGACGAACCUCGGUGGAUCUCGUGCGAAGCGGAGCGCUUAGCUCGCGUCUUAACGCGGCCUCUGGGGCAGCUCUUGGCGAUGUUAUCAGCGCCGCGCCGAGCGACUGUCCAUUCGGGGGGCUCAGGAAGUUGCUGGCUACAAUGCGCCCAAUCUGCGAGCACCAAAAGAAGCUUCUUGGAGAUGCCUCGCCGUGUGCAUUGAUGUCACACCUUCUCUACGAAGAGGGUCUGAUGCACAUCUUCGCCACAGUCACGGCGUGGUACGAAGACGGCGCUCGCGAGCCUCUUUACAUCACGAAAAUGCACCUCACUCUGGAUCCGGCGGAAGCCAAAUUAGAGACGCUGAGGAAGAGAGAAAGCGACAAUUUCGCGCAUUUGGGUAUGGGCGUCUUGAAACGCGGCAGGGGGCACAGCACCUACGAUAUUGACCGGCUGCAGGCGAACCAUCGCGAGUUCGCUCGGUCCUACCCUGGGUUCAAGAAUCUUUCGUGCAACCCCUUCGAGGCGUGAGACUCUCACGCCUCUUGCAGGCCCGGAUUUGCUUUUUUUAUUUUUCUUUCAGGCAUUUUAUACAGAAUUCAGGCUGUAUCGUAAAUGGCUAGGAGUGUGAAAAUCCGUAUAAAAGAGUCUCAAAUUGGGGAUGCGUAGCUCUUUGCAGGAAACGUGUGUGUGCGCGCCGACCGCGUUGGCUCGACGCCAGGGUCCAAUCCCACGCACGGGGGACGCCGGAACACCUCGGUGACUCCUCGUUGUUGUGUCUGGUGCCCGUUCGCAAAUCUGUCAUUGUCGUCUUCGGAAAUCUUCUGUAACCGUCACCCGUGGCGGCCGACGUCGCUCCGGGUGUUUCGUGGAGAAACGUCCACGUACGCGCGUCUCCGAGCCGCUGUCGCUCCCAGCUAGUCAGGUGCUUGCGUCUUAAUGGAAAAUUGUUGUUAACCCUCCUGUGGUUUUGUAACGAGGUGCACGUGCAACGCUGUGCAUACGGCCAGGGAGGGUGCGCGAUUGAGUUGCAGCGUCCUUUGCGCAUGCAGAGCCAGCUAUGGCUUGGAAUCUGGAGCCUUUUUCGCGAUGGCCGGCGGGACUCCUUGUUCGAUCUCUCACGACGCCGCCAUGUUCGUUUUGUAGGUCGUUGCAUGCGCCUCCGCGACAUAUGGCGCGUAAAGACACAAAGCCGUCAGCCGCGUGUCCCAGAGACGAACUCUCCUCGUUCCUCUUUUUAAGAUCUGAGCGAUCGCCGUCGCCUUCGGUGGACCGGCGGCCUCAAGCCCAUAGCGUGUGUGCGUCAUGCUAAGGUGCUAAGUAGGGUAUUGAGGACAGAAGGUUCAUGAUACCUGUAGGCCCCUAGAAACUCGCUUCCUCCCAUAAUGGGCUAUCCGUGAGGAGGGCCGUGGCUAUAGGAAGUUUUUAAGACUGCGAGCCG